This is a messenger RNA of Acytostelium subglobosum LB1, 975 nucleotides long. RefSeq lists its product as hypothetical. Gene Ontology annotation, molecular function: O-methyltransferase activity. The transcript has 2 exons. The record is from RefSeq and is a predicted model, not a curated record. NCBI's taxonomy places the organism in Eukaryota, Evosea, Eumycetozoa, Acytosteliales, Acytosteliaceae. Bases 1 to 975 code for a protein of 324 amino acids.
AUGUAUGUCUUGGCAAAGUUGGACGUGGCAAAGGCAUUGGGUCCGAAUGAGGACUCAAUCAACACGGCAGAGGCAAUAGCCAAAGUGGUGGGAGCAGAUCCCAGCGCACUCUAUCGUCUCAUGCAUUCAACUGCCGUCGAAGGAUUGUUCCGUGAGAUCAUCGAUGACACCAAGACUGGCGUCUUUGGUCACACGCCACUAUCAAUGGAGUUGUUGGACCCACUUACACGCGACCAGACGCUCUGUUUCUGCGGUCCGGGCUUCUACAGGGGCUGGGAGUCGUUGGAGGAGAGCAUCAAGACUGGCAAGUGUCAGUAUCAAAAGGCCACCGGUUAUGUUGACUAUUGGGACUUCCUCACCAAGCAUCCGGACGAUGAAUACAUAUUCAAGAGAUCCAUGUCAUCCAUCACAAUCAACAGUGUCAAACGUCUGUCUGAGCUCGGUGACUUCAAGCAGUUCAAUGUCGUCUGUGAUGUUGGUGCAUCAGAGGGAAUCUUGCUGAAGGAGAUACUGAGGACAUACCCAACAAUCAAGAAGGGCAUUGCGUUUGAUCGUCCAACUGUGAUCAAUAAGAAUGUACAUGAGGCGAACUUGGACCCAAGGUUUAGUGAGGUGACUGGUGACUUCUUUGUGAGCGUGCCCGCCGCCGAUUGCUACAUCCUCAAGUCCAUCCUGCAUGAUUGGAACGAUGAGAGCAGCGCCGCCAUCUUGAACACGCUGGGCAGGUCGCUGAACCCGGGCGGCAAGGUCUAUAUCAUGGACUAUGUGAUCGGUCUACCGGGCUACACUGCCGCGCAAGAGUCGCACAUCGCCUGGCUCGACAUGCACAUGCUGCAGAUGGUCGAUGGCAAGGAGCGCUCCAAGAAGGACUUUGACGACCUGUGCAAGAAGACGCCGUUCCACGUGGAGAACAUCAUCAUCUCGCAGCUCAAGGCUGACAUGUGGCUCUCAAACAUCGUUGUCCUAACUAAAUGA